Molecule: messenger RNA, 2311 nt
Organism: Phyllostomus hastatus (greater spear-nosed bat)
Lineage: Eukaryota; Metazoa; Chordata; Mammalia; Chiroptera; Phyllostomidae
Gene: RRAS2
Product: RAS related 2
Exons: 6
Coding region: 300-914 (204 amino acids)
Biological process (GO): signal transduction
Cellular component (GO): plasma membrane
Molecular function (GO): GTPase activity; GTP binding; GDP binding
Source: RefSeq, a predicted model, not a curated record
CCAUUUGUAGCGGCGCUAGAGGCUGCGUUCGCCAGGCGCUACGGAGACGGUGGACUAGCGCGCCCCUCGACCGCUGCUGCUCCGGGUUCUUGCGGUUUCCCCGCUUUUCCGUGCCUCGGGCAGGACUUGGCCAGCCUGGGCGCUGCGCUGCCCUACGCACCAGUGUUCCCAGCAGCUCCGGACGCCCGGGACCCCCGCCCGGCUGCUCGCCCGCAGCCCGCCGGCCGCACACGAACCCGGAGCCGGGCCUAGGGCGGGCAGCAGCUCGGCGUGGCCGGGCUGGGCUCGGUGGCGUCCCCAUGGCCGCGGCCGGCUGGCGGGACGGCUCUGGCCAGGAGAAGUACCGGCUCGUGGUGGUCGGCGGGGGCGGAGUGGGCAAGUCGGCGCUCACCAUCCAGUUUAUCCAGUCCUAUUUUGUGACGGAUUAUGAUCCAACCAUCGAGGAUUCCUACACAAAGCAGUGCGUGAUAGAUGACCGAGCAGCCCGGCUGGACAUUCUAGACACAGCGGGACAAGAAGAGUUUGGAGCCAUGAGAGAACAGUACAUGAGAACUGGCGAGGGCUUCCUGUUGGUCUUUUCAGUCACAGACAGAGGCAGUUUUGAAGAAAUCUAUAAGUUUCAAAGACAGAUUCUCAGAGUAAAGGAUCGUGAUGAGUUUCCAAUGAUUUUAAUUGGUAACAAAGCAGAUCUGGAUCAUCAAAGACAGGUAACACAGGAAGAAGGACAGCAGUUAGCACGGCAACUGAAGGUGACUUACAUGGAGGCCUCAGCGAAGAUUAGGAUGAAUGUAGACCAGGCUUUCCAUGAACUUGUCCGGGUUAUACGGAAAUUUCAGGAGCAGGAGUGUCCUCCUUCACCGGAACCAACACGGAAAGAAAAAGACAAGAAAGGCUGCCAUUGUGUCAUUUUCUAAGAAUCCCUUGAGUUUUAGCUACCAACUGCCAGGAAGAGCCCUCAUCUUCUCUCCUCGUGGUUUACGUCCCAUUGGCACCUUUCUAGCCUUAGCCAGAUGAUCACUGUGGUAGCCUUAGACCAAGCAGCUGGCUAGUCCUUUCCGUGAAGCUAAUCCUAUGGUCAUUUCAGGACAGAUUUAAGGAAACACUAAGGCUGCUUCAAAGAUUAUUGGAUUAUUUUAAAACAUACAUCUGUACACACAGACACAUUCUUUUUGAAGGGCUUACAUUUUAACAAGGAUGAAUCAGAUUUGGAACGUAAGCUGUUUGCCAAGCUGAAGUCAUAGGUUUUGAAAUAACUUGUAACUUCUGGAAUCAUAUUCCCUACUGUUACUCUAAAUAGAAACAGGGAGGUUUUUCUUUUAAUGUGAAUUGCUGCCUAUCUAAAACUUUUGACGUCACCUUCAGUUACCUUAAGUACACUGAACUGACUCCUCAGGAGUGAGACAUCUCAGAUCUUCACAGCCUUUGUUUUCUAGUGGCCAAAAUACCAAAAUGCCAAUGUAUUUAUGAAUUGAAAGCUACUUUAAAAGCCUUUAUUAUUACGCCUACUCUCAAAGAUGAAAAUAUUCUGUGUGGCCAAUACUCGGACUCAUUCUGGACGCAGGCAUUUCAGUGUUCUGGAUUUUCUAAUUUAAGUCUUUUGACAACCUUGUUGAGAGUAAAAAUAAAGAGUUUAUGUCUGUCUUCCUUUGUAAGUAUUUCUGGAUAAAGGAUUCAUAAAAACUAAAACUGUUUUUGUUUGUAAUAUAAAAUAUGGAGUUGAUCUUUCCAGAGUCAGAGAUGAUUAAUGUUUUUGCAAUAUACUUUUAUACAUUAUUUUCUUAUCAAACUAGUUAACAAGUAUUUUUAUAUGUUUGUAAGCAACUAUGCUUUCACAGCAUACCUUGUGUAUAUGUAAAGAUAAGUAUUUAAUUCUCACUGUUCACUUUUAACUGACAAAGGAAAACCGUGAAAACUACAGAAACUGUGGUAGAACUGUACUCACUGUUCUGGUCCUGGUUGUAUAUGCCUUUGGCCAGUCACAUAGCUCCUCGAGACACCUCCCCAGCAGAGUACAGCAGGAUGAGGAGCUGAAAUCACUUCCGACAUCCCUGCUAGAGACUGACUGUUGUAUCAAAUAGUGCGUGUAAAACUUUAAAUUGACAAUUAGUGUGACUGUGGAUGGCUUCUGAUUUUGUUUUUAAUUCUGUGGAUUGUGUUUAAACAAUUCAAAAGUAUGUUCCUGAUUUGGAGAUGCUAAGUGGUAUUGCACAGUUGUCACUUUAUUAAACGUGUACAACAGUCCCAUGAGGUUUAUAAAGCAUACCCUUGUGUAGCUUCAGGUGCUAGAAUUAAAAUCGCUGUGUUAUCACAA